This is a messenger RNA of Endocarpon pusillum Z07020, 1530 nucleotides long. RefSeq lists its product as uncharacterized. The transcript has a single exon. The record is from RefSeq and is a predicted model, not a curated record. Lineage: Eukaryota; Fungi; Ascomycota; Eurotiomycetes; Verrucariales; Verrucariaceae. Bases 1 to 1530 code for a protein of 509 amino acids. Gene Ontology annotation, cellular component: membrane. Gene Ontology annotation, biological process: xenobiotic detoxification by transmembrane export across the plasma membrane. Gene Ontology annotation, molecular function: antiporter activity; xenobiotic transmembrane transporter activity.
AUGGCUACUCGACGCCUCUCCACCACCAGUACCCUCCUAUCCGAUAAAGCAUCCACCUGUACCCUCCUGUCGCAUCUAGAACCAGGACGGGAGGAGGCAAAGACCUAUGGCACAUGCUACAAACAGCAUCUCGACGAGGCGGACCCACUUGUCGAUAUCCGUGUUGGCGAAGCCGAUGUCUACACCUCGCCCUCCACGGAAGCAAGAUUUCUGGCGAGAAAUUCGCUACCUUUAAUAGCCACAUACUUGCUCCAGUACAGCUUCAGCAUUGUCAUGGUGUUUGUGGUUGGCCACAUAGGGACCCGUGAGCUUGGCGCCGUCUCGCUGGCGACGAUGACCGCUUGCAUUACCGGCUCAGCCGUCUGCGAAGGCUUAGUGACAAGCUUGGAUACACUCUGCGCUCAAUCAUACGGCAGCGGCCGUAAAACUGACGUCGGUCUUCAUCUUCAACGAAUGGUCCUACUCCUGCUCGUUGUUAUGAUCCCCAUCGGUAUCCUAUGGCUGAACGCUGGCUCAAUAUUCCCAAGGCUCGUGCCCGACAAAGACCUAGCUCUUAUUGCUGGCUCGUUCCUUCGCAUCCUCCUCAUAGGGGCUCCAGGUCAUGCCUUCUUCGAAGCAGGCAAACGCUUUGUGCAGGCUCAAGGCAUCUUCAACGCUUCCCUUCUUGUUCUCCUCGUCUGCGCACCGCUGAAUGUACUUCUUCAAUACGUCUUCGUCUUCCAAUUUCAGUGGGGUCUUACCGGGGUUGCAUUAGCAAGCUCUAUAUCCAAGCUCCUCAUGCCCUUCAUCCUCUUUCUCUACGUCCGCUUUGUUAACCCUUCUAGCCUUGCAUGCUGGGGCGGCUUCAGCAAGGAAGCUUUCCACUCCUGGACACCAAUGAUCCGACUCUCGAUCCCCGGUGUCGUCAUGAUUGCGGGAAAACAGCUCGCUUUCCAGGCCAUAACCUUCUCAGCUUCUUACCUCACGCCCGCCCAUCUCGGCGCUCACUCUAUCUUAUUGACAGCAUGUGUAGUCAUGUUCCAUAUUCCUUUCGCCGUCUCCGUCGUCGUUAGCACACGCCUCGGCAAUCUCGUCGGUGCAGGCGCGUUGUCAGCCGCCAAGACUGCAACAAGGACAUAUUGCGCCAUGUUCGCCGCUCUCGGCUCUGCUGACGCUGUGCUUAUCUUCUCUCUGGGUAGCCACAUUCCUAGGUUCUUCUCCAACGAUCCUAUGGUCGUGAAGAUUGCGACAAAGGUUAUGCCCGUGCUGGCGGCGUACCAGUUCUUCGAUGCGACGACCUCGCUGGCGGGCGGUCUACUCUGCGGGUUUGGCAAACAGCGUGUCGCUGGCUGGGUCACAAUGACCACGUACUACUUGUUGGCAAUGCCACUGGCCAUGUUUCUGUGCUUUGGACCACCAGCGUUGGAGUUGAAGGGUUUGUGGAUCGGAUAUGCAAUUGGGUGCGGGUUGCUCACCUGUGCUGAAGGCGCCUAUUUGAGGUUCAUGAACUGGGGCUUGGUUAUAGAAGAUGCCAAAGAAAGACAAGCUUAG